UGUGCUGUUCUUUCGCUUCUUUCCAUUACUCGAAUUCUCUAUCCUACUCGUUUCAAUUACCACCAGUCGUUGACGACCCAUCAUCACAUCAACUACUCUUCACUCACAUCAUUCAUCAUGCGUUUCUCAAUCGCUCUUAUCGCCGCUGCCGCUGCUACCGUCCAGGCCGGCGUUUUCACCCAGAAGAACUAUGACGACAUCUCCAUCUCCGGUGGUGUCGCCGGUAACGCUCAAGAAGAAGCACUUGCCGUCUUCAGCGCUCUAGACACAAACAACCUAGCCGCUGCCGACGAUGCCGAUAUCGACUUCCUAAAGUCUGUCAACAGCAUUUGCAACGACGCCGAGAAGGAAGCAUUCAACCCUGCUAUCGACGCCGCUGAUGGUGAGGAGGCUGACGCUCUUCAGCGUGGUAAGAUCAAGAACAAGGUCUUGAAGCUCCAGGCUACUAUCCUUGCCCUCAUGAUCCAACAAGCGCAAGGAGAUGAUGUGGCGGAUAAGAUGGCCACGGAACAAAAGAAGCUCGACAACAAUAUUCAGCAGGACGAGGAUGAAGCCGGAAAUGCUUCAACCUUCUUGUCUUUCGAUGCUACUACCGACUAAGGUGGCUGAAGGGAUAUGAUGACGGGGGUGAAGUGACGGGUCCCAUUUUGGGUGGGCAUGAAGAUACCCAACCAACUGAUGUCCUCUGGCGGUGUAGGAUAGUUGGAUACGAGUAUGGACUUUAAUUUUAUUGAUACCGAUGGAAUGAAACAUGAAAUAAUUCAAUUGCG
This is a messenger RNA of Hypoxylon trugodes, 770 nucleotides long. RefSeq lists its product as uncharacterized. NCBI's taxonomy places the organism in Eukaryota, Fungi, Ascomycota, Sordariomycetes, Xylariales, Hypoxylaceae. The record is from RefSeq and is a predicted model, not a curated record. The transcript has a single exon. Bases 118 to 600 code for a protein of 160 amino acids.